Molecule: messenger RNA, 651 nt
Organism: Candidula unifasciata
Lineage: Eukaryota; Metazoa; Mollusca; Gastropoda; Stylommatophora; Geomitridae
Source: the annotation of a GenBank genome assembly
CAGAUCAUGUAUAUGACCAUGAAGCAGAUCAUGUAUAUAACCAUGAAGCAGAUCAUGUAUAUGACCAUGAAGCAGACUAUGUAUAUGACCAUGAAGCAGAUCAUGUAUAUGACCAUGAAGCAGACUAUGUAUAUGACCAUGAAGCAGACUAUGUAUAUGACCAUGAAGCAGAUCAUGUAUAUAACCAUGAAGCAGAUCAUGUAUAUGACCAUGAAGCAGACUAUGUAUAUGACCAUGAAGCAGACUAUGUAUAUGACCAUGAAGCAGAUCAUGUAUAUGACCAUGAAGCAGAUCAUGUAUAUGACCAUGAAGCAGACUAUGUAUAUGACCAUGAAGCAGACUAUGUAUAUGACCAUGAAGCAGACUAUGUAUAUGACCAUGAAGCAGAUCAUGUAUAUAACCAUGAAGCAGACUAUGUAUAUGACCAUGAAGCAGAUCAUGUAUAUGACCAUGAAGCAGAUCAUGUAUAUAACCAUGAAGCAGAUCAUGUAUAUAACCAUGAAGCAGAUCAUGUAUAUGACCAUGAAGCAGAUCAUGUAUAUAACCAUGAAGCAGAUCAUGUAUAUAACCAUGAAGCAGAUCAUGUAUAUGACCAUGAAGCAGACUAUGUAUAUGACCAUGAAGCAGAUCAUGUAUAUGCCCAUGAAGUAG